Laetiporus sulphureus 93-53 is the source of this 456-nucleotide messenger RNA. RefSeq lists its product as uncharacterized. The transcript has a single exon. NCBI's taxonomy places the organism in Eukaryota, Fungi, Basidiomycota, Agaricomycetes, Polyporales, Laetiporaceae. The record is from RefSeq and is a predicted model, not a curated record. Bases 153 to 416 code for a protein of 87 amino acids.
UGCAGCUGGACUGGGGAUGCUGCUCGAGUUCCUUCCCGUCGAUUCGUGAUGCACUCGUGUGGACAAGUAUCUCCCGUUAUCCGACGUGCUAUUGUCCUGCGAUCGCUUGCGAGAAGACAGAUGGAGGGGGAGCUUGAUGGUAGCCUCAAGGGAUGACGGUCUCCCUUGCGCAUUGGCGUCGGUGUCCUUUGCAUGUGGCCCGCGCUCUUGUUGUGGCCAAAGUCCAUUGCAGCUGGCGCGUGGCCUACGCGCUUCGCUAUUGCUUCCUUCAUUGGGCCAAGCCAUGUGAAUGCAGUCCUUGCCCUCGUGGCCUGGUGAGCGAUCUUCGUCGCCAUCUGACUGGCCUGACUCUGGUGCGUUCCAUCGCCUCUCCUGUUCAAGGUGGUGGCGCUCGAACGCGAGAUCCACUGAGGUGAGAUGACGCUUGUCUGAUAAUGUGCACACGGCGGCACUGAU